Molecule: messenger RNA, 5592 nt
Organism: Oncorhynchus tshawytscha (Chinook salmon)
Lineage: Eukaryota; Metazoa; Chordata; Actinopteri; Salmoniformes; Salmonidae
Gene: htr4
Product: 5-hydroxytryptamine receptor 4
Exons: 8
Coding region: 316-1602 (428 amino acids)
Biological process (GO): chemical synaptic transmission; adenylate cyclase-activating adrenergic receptor signaling pathway; regulation of appetite
Cellular component (GO): plasma membrane
Molecular function (GO): G protein-coupled serotonin receptor activity
Source: RefSeq, a predicted model, not a curated record
CGCGAGGUGCCCCACGCGUACGAAACCGUCCAGCCAUUCACAUUUGCGCUCAUACUUCCGACUGCGCUCAGGAUACAUGGACAACUUUUUCGUUUUGUGAAUGUCAGCAGGGAACAUCUCUGAAAUUGUAGUCACAAAAAAACUGUUCACUUCUUAACUGUGUUUUGAUACAAGUCGAAAAUGUGAUUUCUCUCAUGGGGAUAUAGCGUUGUACCAUGGUUUUGGAACCCGGCGUCUCCACCAGGACAUGGACUGCUGCAUAGCCCCUGUGGCAGCCUAUUGUAUUCAUGCAUCCCAAAAGGACACGUGAAUGCAAUGAAUUUCUUGAACAAAAUGGGAUUAUGUGACCCAACCAGUAAUACAACCAAUAGCUCAUAUGACCAUGGGAGUUUUGGCAUUGAUGGGUACAUGAAUCUAAGUUCUGGGGGCCCGAUGCCUGUGAUGGAGGAAGUAAAUAUCAGCAACAGUGAGAGCAACAGCAUGCCGAAGAGCAUUGCUCUCAUCUGCUUCCUGUCCCUGGUGAUGCUCAUGAGUGUCCUGGGGAACCUCCUGGUCAUGACGGCUGUCUGCAAGGACCGCCAGCUCAGAAAAAUCAAGACCAAUUACUUCAUAGUAUCGCUGGCCUUUGCAGACCUGAUGGUGUCGGUGCUGGUGAUGCCGUUUGGUGCCAUCGAGCUGAUCCACCAGAACUGGAUUUAUGGAGAAACGUUCUGCCUGGUCCGAACAUCUCUAGAUGUUCUGUUGACAACAGCCUCCAUAUUACACCUGUGUUGCAUAGCCUUGGACAGGUACUAUGCCAUCUGCUGCCAGCCGCUGGUCUACAGGAAGAAGAUGACAUCACUGAGAGUGGCUCUAAUGUUAGGAGGAUGCUGGGUAAUCCCCACCUUUAUAUCCUUUCUACCCAUUAUGCAAGGAUGGAACAGUAUUGGAAUAGACCAUUUGAUAGAGGAGCGGAAGUUCAGCGGUGACGCAGUCAACGCGACGGCGUGUGUCUUCAUGGUCAACAAGCCCUACGCUCUGACGUGUUCCGUGGUGGCCUUCUACAUCCCACUGGGGUUGAUGGUGCUGGCCUACCAGCGCAUCUAUGUGACUGCACGGGAGCACGCACGCCAAAUCAGUAUGCUGCAACGGGCGGGGGCCGCCUCGGCAGACAGCGCCGACCACCAGCGCAACCACCGCAUGCGUACAGAGACCAAGGCGGCCAAGACUCUGUGCAUCAUCAUGGGCUGUUUCUGCCUGUGCUGGGCCCCUUUUUUUAUCACCAACGUGGUGGACCCCUUUAUAAACUACACAGUGCCAGGCCAGCUGUGGGCAGCAUGCCUGUGGCUGGGCUACAUUAACUCCAUGCUUAAUCCCAUUCUCUAUGCCUUCCUGAACAAGUCCUUCCGCCGUGCCUUCCUCAUCAUCCUCUGCUGUGGGAGAAAGCGUUACAGCGCCAGGCGGCCAUCCAUACUGGGGCCGGGGCCCCCCUGCUCGGCCACACAGAUCAACGGCUCCACCCAUGUGCUCAAGUAUGCUGCCCUGCAUAAUGGAAACCACAUUGAACAGGAAAAGCAGUCAUUGCAAAGAGAGGACACAGAGUCACAGGAGUCCUGCUUCUGACAACCACAGACAGAUAGACAGUCAGACAGACACCUUCCCAUGCAGGCUGAGACAGGGACUGGGUCAGAACCAUCCCUAGAGGGGGUCAUUCUAAAACAGCCUCUCCAACUGAGAGAGAGCCAACUCGACAACGUCUCCGGACUUCAUUCUUAGUAGCAGGAUUUGAUUAUGGACUGUGGAACACUACAAGGUGAACAAUGUUGCCAAAGCUAUUUGAUAUGAACUUGGUUUUAAGAUAUGUCCUUCCAUAUUUCCUGUGCUUAGAAAAGGAAGGAAAACACUCCAAAUCUCUCUGAUCCACUAUAGCUCCGUUAGAGCGAGAAUGUUUCAGUAAGGCUUAGUGUCACUUAGAAUGAAGCAUUAACUUGAAAUGUUCUAAUUUAAAACAUGUAAAGGUCUCUUAUCUCUCCCUGUCAUUGGUGCCCUGUACUCAAUCACUAGCAGCCUACUUUCUCUUGAUGUUCUGCACAAUCUUCAAAAGCCGAAAGGGAUAGAAAGUAAUUGAACACACCUACGGUAAAGUAUGAAGUAAUUCAGCUCUUGACCGACUCUUGAUGAGUAUUAUUAGCUGCUAAAAUAUAUAAAGGAUCCGUCCCUUCCCUCUCAUGACUCAUCUCUCAGAUGUAUACAAGGAUGGACCAUGCAAUAAGAUGGACAUAUUUCCAUGAAAGCUUUUAAAAAGUUCUGGUUGCUGGAGUAAUCUUGGUCACAGUAUUUUGCCUCCUACUGCUGCUGUGUGGUAGUACACUACUGUACUCUGUACAGUACGUGUGUGCAUACUUGAGAUCAUGUCCUCUGCUUUUUGAAGUGCUGCUCUCAACAUCACAUGUGUUUAGUCCAGUCCACAGUAACAUCCAAUGUCUUAUACAUGACUAACAGUAGCCUGUAAACAUGUGCCAGAAUGUACUCACAUUUUCAUUCAUUUUAUAUUCAUAAACAAUCAAAGGUAUCCUUGAACUGUAUACGCAGCACUUCAGUCAAUGUUUACUUGCACCUGAAAUGUAAACAUUGGCUUUUUCACUUAGGUUAUUUUCCUGUGCAAUUUCAGAGCAAACCAAUCCACUUGCUGAGUCCUUCAGUAGGCUACCAAUGAGGUCUAGCUCAUGUAAGGUAUUCGCCACCAAAGCUAGCAUUUAAUUUUCUAUGAGUCACCAAAUAGAGGACCAGUGGUUCAGUUAAUUAUAUUUUCUGUCCAAAGCACUGGGAAUAUUUACUUUCAGUAAGCAAUGUAAAGAGAUCAACCAACAGACAUACCAACUGUAUUUUCCCCCACACAUCCAUCCUGUUAAACACACAUUCAAUUUAAACUAAAUGACCCUGUUGGUUGAACUUCCUGAUGAAAUGUCCAACCUUUGUAGAUAUCUGCUUUUGAUUGGCUAACAGUACGGUCCUCAUGUUUCUGUAAUGCAUAGAAUGUAGAUGACCAUUCAGAUGUCUCAGAGUGGGGUGUUGACGGCAUGGUCAAGUGUGUUACACAGUGUCCAGAAGCAUUAAGCCAUUAAUCAUUACAUUCGUCCCGUCUUCCUCCUUACAAAACUGAAACUUCAGUCACACACUCCUUCAUCCUGUCCUUGGAUUCAAUCGUUUCCCUGGAGAUUCAUGAGAAGUAAUAAUAACAAUGAAUUUUAUUUUAGGAAUAUUUAGUACUUAGGAAGAUUUUGACAGUUCUGCUAUUCCAGAGGGUCUUGGUCGAUACAAAUGUUCUUGUUUUUUCCUGCAGUAACUGACAGCUAAAUGUAUUUAGAAUAUAUAGGCAGAGCAUUUACAGUGCUAUACCCUCCCGCUACAGACAUCAAAACAAUGUUUUUUUGUUUGAUUUUUAAAAUUCUCCUUUUAAAAAACUAUUUCACUCACUGUGACCUCUUCCUUAAUUGAAGCACUAGCACUUUUGUAAAAUAUAGAUGAUAAUGUAAAAAGAUUAUUCCAUAGUCUUCUCAUCAGUUGAUUGUCCCGAGACCAACAUGAUGUAAACCAUGAAUAGGUAUUUUGAUCACUUAAGUUAUUAACGUUCCUUUUCAUUCAUCCUGAGGAUUUAAUUUAAUUUUUUAUUUUAUUUUUGGUGAUACAUUCAGAAAAUUUCUGUUAUGUCAUUUAAAAAAAAAAGAUGAAUAUAAAAGUAACCACAAUGUGUAUAAUCCAUUCUAAUUAUAUAAACAUCUUCUCAAAUGAUUCCUUUUGUGCGUAAGACCGUGCACUUUGUACAAACAAUGCAACAUAAUGUUUGUCCGUGAACUAUCUUAACAUUUCAUUUGUAUAUUUUAUUUUGCGUUUGUGUUUUUUAGGAAGUGAAUUCAGCCAAUGAAGCAGAUUAUGCAUCGUUCUGUCAGCAUAAUGAAGGCUUCUGUUUCUGAGAUUUUAAAGUUUAAAUAGUGAUGUAUUUUUCUGCAAAGAGUGUAAAAUGAGUCUGUGUCUGUUCAGUGAGCAAUUAUAAUGACUUUAUAUUCUCCAUUCCAGUAGCUCUGCUGGCCUAUCCUUCCAGCACAGUAUAAUGGUAAAGGCUGAACAUGUAUGCUACCAUAUACUACGACUGAUGCAGUCUCAUACAGCUGUUGAUUGAGCUUUGUGAUGUUCAAGAUGUUUAUAAACCUUGUACAUCACAACAUUCUAUUGCCACUUUUCAGUGGACGUGGCCACCAUAAUAAUUUCAGCCAAGCUAAGAAGUGUGUCCCAUCAGGUUUUGUUUGUGAUAAUAGGUACAGGAUUCUGCAUACGCACUCCCCCGGGCCUGGCGGUUACCAUGACACCUGGAAUAUAAAGCUAUGUGAUCGACAUGGUACAUUAUGUGUUGGUGGUUGAAAGUCCAGAAUUAGAAUACUGCUUGUAGAGAUUUAAAAAGGACAACCUCCUGUGUUAAUAACACACCUUUCAUGUUUACUAUAGUACUUUACAUGCAAGAGGUAGAUUUGAAAGGAGAACCAUCCACUAGUGCGUAUUUGACAGCUGAUAAUGGGAAGUAUGGUAAUUCAUUGUAUCUUCUGCUUUGUCCAGUAGGAGCUCCUUUUAAUCCUUUGUGGAUAACAUACACGUACGUAAAAGGUCAAAGUGAUGAUAUAUUCAAUGAUUCACCUGUUCGUUAGUGAUCAGAACCACAGGCAUCUUCUAGUCCCUGUGGUGUAUUCUAACACCCCCAGACUCUGCAUACUCAGGAAAUCUGAAGCCCCAUUUAUACCUGCAGCUAACAUGCAUCCUUCAUCCUGAUCUUGUCCGUUUACACUUAUAAGAUAUGAUCAAAGCCUUUGAACCGUCAAUACCUGUCUGGAAAUGUGGGUACAAUCAGAAUGUGGAGAUGAUCCGGACACAGGACGCAUGUUAACACCUAUAAAUGGGUCUUGAGAGAGGCUGAGCUUUGAGGUCAGUUGUCAAGAGGCGAAAGGCAAGGGACUGCACCUCACAUAGAGCUACAAUGUAAUAGGCAGAUCAAGUCAAUCGUACAUAACUCAUCUGGGGAGAUAUUAGACAAUGAGGAAGAAAAAAAUGAAAUGUGCAGUUUCAACAAACCAUUUUUGUUAAGCCAAUUUAAAACAUAUUUUAUUUUAUUUAUUUUAAAUCUCACACAUUUUAAAUCUCAACAAAGCAUUGCCUUUUAAAAGUUGAUCUAGAUUCAACAUCGUCAUAGAAAGAGUUGUAUCUCAAAGCCAUACAUUCCCUUACGGUUUGGACAUUUUGGUUCAAUCCUUUUUCCGUUUUCGUCAUUUCGUCACCGUCACCACGGCUCUUAGGGUGUCGCCUCUGAAAGCUGCCCUGAAGGCAGAGCAAGCUCACAGCAUGAAGUUACAGUAAAUCUCCCAACAAGGUGGUUGAAGAAUAAACUUUUGUAAUAACACUCAGUAUUUCUUUUGAUGGAAGAAAGAUGGGUCACUAUUUUCAUGUACUCUGGCUUCUUCUCUGUCAGGGAGCUAUGAUGUGGAUGACUUUUUCUGUUGCUAUGUGACAGCUUUAAUAAAUGAUAAUGAAUGAUAAUUGAAGACGGAGAGACGUUACUAAUCCCUG